Messenger RNA from Darwinula stevensoni, 920 nucleotides. The record is from the annotation of a GenBank genome assembly. Lineage: Eukaryota; Metazoa; Arthropoda; Ostracoda; Podocopida; Darwinulidae.
AAAUAUUUCAUGAUUCUAGGUAUUAUAUCUGAAUUGGAAGGGGUGAACCAUCAUGUCACUGAAAAUUCAUCAUCCUGUUGGAGAUGUUGCAAGUGGAGAUGGGAAGCAAGCCUACUUUUCUCCCUAUAUGGACAAUGGAGGGAGUACUGUGGCCAUUGCAGGGGAAGAUUAUGUCAUCAUUGCUACUGACACCAGGCUCAGUGCUGGUUUCCAAAUUUUAAGCAGGGAGCAGCCAAAGUUAUUUAGAUUGACCAAAAGCACAGUUCUGGGUUGCUCAGGCUGCUGGUGUGAUAUCCUUACUCUAACAAGGCUGAUAGAAGCCAGAAUCAAAAUGUACAACCAUGAACAUCGAAAGCAAAUGUCUACUGGAGCCAUCGCCCAGCUGCUUACAACUAUGCUGUACCAACGCCGUUUCUUUCCAUAUUAUGUCUCAAAUGUCCUAGUUGGAUUUGACGAAGAGGGGAAAGGUAUCACUUACAGCUAUGAUCCAGUUGGACAUUGCUCCAAGAGUACCUUUGUUGCAAGUGGAUCUUCUGGCGCUCUUCUUCAGCCUUUAUUGGAUAAUCAGGUUGGUCUCAAGAACCUGGAGGGAGUACAACCUGUGCCAGUAUCCAAAGAAAAAGCAUUGACAUUGAUCAAGGACACUUUUGUAUCAGCAGCAGAACGAGACAUUUACACAGGGGAUGGAAUAUUGGUAAACAUUAUCAGCAAGGAUGGGAUCGUGGAACAAACUAUUCCACUUCGCCAUGAUUGAAGACCCUUUAAGGGAAUUUCAUGAAGAAAAGAAACUUGUGUCUGUCCAAUAUUAAACAAGCAAAGCAAAGUGGAGCAAAGGCACACAUUCAUGUGGAGCUACUUUCCUUCAUGCACUUGUUAUAAUAAAUCAAUAAUAAAAAAAAACCAUCAAAGUCUAUUCUGGA